AUGUCCUCGGACCAUCUACGACCUUCGGGCUACUUCUACUCGGACACCGAGGACCCGUUCGCGGGAGCCUUCUGGUCGCAGUUCGAAGAUCCGCAUGACUUGGCUGCGAAGCAUACCCCCACGGACUCGUCGGCAGGUGCGGCGAUGAAAGCGUACCGCGAGUACCGCGACCGUGUGCGCAAGCCCGUGUUGGCGACGUAUACCAUUUUGGGCUUUCUGAGUUCCGGCACGUAUGGAAGGGUGUAUAAGGCGAGGCUGCGCAAUCCGCCUCAGCUUGCAGCGGGGAGUGGCGGUUUGUCAGCAGGAGGCGGCGGAGGCGGUGCGGGAGGGACAGCCGGGAUGGGCAGUGCCAAUGGCGGUGCUGCGUCGACGAAAGCGGCGGUUGGAAAUGGACCUACGUCGAAGAAGAGAGGUGGACUAUUGCAGCAGCAUCAGCUGUUGGACUCGCCAAGUGCUGCGUCUUCUCUGCAUGCGACGCCUAAAUCGACGGUGGACGCUGGACACGGUACGCCGACCGCCUCGCCCAGUUUGAGUGUCUCGCUCGGUGGCGGAGGCGGUGGCUCCUCGAUAGCAAAUACCUCCGGUCGAGUCGACAGCAACAGCCAAGGCAAUAGCGGCAAUGGCGGCGGUAUCCCGGACAAUCAGAUCUUCGCCAUCAAGAAAUUCAAACCGGACACGAAGGAAACCGACGCCACCAUCUACACGGGCAUCUCGCAGAGCGCCAUGCGCGAGAUCUCGCUGAAUCGCGAACUGUCGCACGUCAACAUUGUCACGCUGCACCAAGUGAUGCUCGAAGACAAGGCCAUCUACAUGGUGUUUGAAUAUGCAGAGCACGAUCUGCUCCAGAUCAUUCACUACCAUUCGACGGCAUUGCGCUCCCCGAUCCCGCCCGCCGUGCUCAAAAGCCUGCUGUGGCAGCUCAUCAACGGUGUCGCGUACCUGCAUGCCAACUGGAUCCUGCAUCGUGAUCUCAAGCCGGCCAACAUCUUGGUCACGUCCCAAGGAGUGGUCAAGAUCGGAGACCUCGGCUUGGCGAGGCUAUACUCUUCGCCACUGCAGAGUCUGUACAAUGGCGACAAGGUGGUGGUGACCAUCUGGUACCGUGCUCCCGAAUUGCUCUUGGGCGCACGCCACUACACGACUGCUAUCGACAUGUGGAGUGUGGGCUGCAUCUGGGGCGAGCUGUUGGCCCUCCGUCCGAUGUUCAAGGGCGAAGAAGCCAAGAUGGACCCGAAAACCAAAGCCGCGCCGUUUCAGACGGAUCAGCUGAAACGCAUCGUCGAAGUGCUCGGUACACCCAACAAGGACCGAUGGCCGUCGAUCGAGUCCAUGCCGGACUACAAGGGGUGGUGGCCGCACCUGCGGCUCGACAACUACCCAAAGACGCUGUCGCGCUGGUACGGUACGCGCAACAAGACCGACGAAGGCUACGAGCUGUUCGACUCGCUGCUGCAGUACGAUCCAGAGCAGAGGCUGACCGCCAACCAAGCGUUGAAGCACGCGUGGUUUGUCGAGCAGGAUCCAAAGCCGACUGCAAACGCUUUUGCUAGCUUGAGCAAGCCGACAGCGACGUAUCCGAAUCGCAGGGUGAUUCAGGACGAUAUGGACCCGAAGAUGAAGAGCAACUAUCAGCCGCCGAUCGAGACGCACCAUAUGCAGCCGCUGCACCAGUACAACUUGAACAGCAGCCAGCCGCAUCGGUUGGCGCAGCUGCUGCAUCAGCAGGAGCAGUUGCGGCAUCAGCAGAUGCAGGUGCAAUCGGGACAGCAGCAGCAGCAGCAGCAGCAGCAGCGGGGCAUGCAGGCGGGUCACAACGGACGGGUCAGCGCCGCCGCAGGCGUGGUGCCCAUAGCACCCAUCCUCGGCGGGCCGGCCGCCCCUCCCCCGAUCACCAUCGGCAGUGGCAAACCCCCCACCACCUCUAACACGGUCCCGCACAGCUCGGCACCGUCCUCGUCCACCACCAAUGCGUCCCAGCCACAGCUGCCGCACAACAAUCACCCGGUCAUUACUAUCGGCACCUCCGGUGGCCCGCUCUCCAACCCCGCCAGCAGCACCAGAGACUCGCUCAACGUCAGCGAUCCCGACACGCCUUCGACCGUCUCCACCGCCGCCUCGGCCGGCAACGCGCCAGGAGGCGCGCCGCGGACGACAAACCUCGUCGCUACAGCCACGCGCAACCAGCAGCGCAAGCGCCAGCGCAUCUAG
Messenger RNA from Sporisorium graminicola, 2208 nucleotides. RefSeq lists its product as uncharacterized. Gene Ontology annotation, biological process: protein phosphorylation. Gene Ontology annotation, molecular function: ATP binding; RNA polymerase II CTD heptapeptide repeat kinase activity; cyclin-dependent protein serine/threonine kinase activity. Lineage: Eukaryota; Fungi; Basidiomycota; Ustilaginomycetes; Ustilaginales; Ustilaginaceae. The transcript has a single exon. Gene Ontology annotation, cellular component: nucleus; mediator complex. The record is from RefSeq and is a predicted model, not a curated record. The coding region runs from base 1 to 2208 and encodes 735 amino acids.